This is a messenger RNA of Penicillium alfredii, 1059 nucleotides long. Its product is annotated as mitochondrial 54S ribosomal protein mL67. Gene Ontology annotation, molecular function: single-stranded DNA binding; structural constituent of ribosome; DNA strand exchange activity. Bases 1 to 1059 code for a protein of 352 amino acids. Gene Ontology annotation, cellular component: mitochondrial large ribosomal subunit; nucleus. Gene Ontology annotation, biological process: DNA recombination; positive regulation of mitochondrial DNA replication. Lineage: Eukaryota; Fungi; Ascomycota; Eurotiomycetes; Eurotiales; Aspergillaceae. The record is from RefSeq and is a predicted model, not a curated record. The transcript is spliced from 2 exons.
AUGGCCUCGUCAACCCAGCCUCAAAAGGCUUUCUCGAAGAUUUUCGAUGCGACCCGAGUCUCGAUCAAGAGUGUCUUACGCGACCGCGCCGUGAUUCCUCGGGAUACCAUUGUCCAAGGCCAGCUGCGACAUCCGAAUUCCAAUGCAUUCAAGGAGCACCGUUUCCGAGAGACGGUGCGGUUCCAAAAGGCGCUGAAUUCCGUUUCGCACGGGCGACACAUCUUCGCCUAUCAACACCUUCGCACGAAACAAGUGGUUUAUUCGCUGACCCGACACUUGGAGGAAAACAAUGUCCUUCGUCAACUGGUCUACCAUGGCAAGAAAACCGUGCCGGCCGAACUCCGCCCCGACAUGUGGGCGCCACACUACUCGGUGCAUUUUGGCGACGCCCGUCUCGGAUUGCGAGCGUACCGGCUCCUCCGCGAAUUCUCGAUGCAGCGGCAACUCGCCCCGCCGCCCGAGCUCAUCACAGUGACCGAAGAGUACCUCGCAGCCAGGCGGCCACGCGAACCGGUGGAAGCAGAGGAGUACGAUAAAAAGAACCGAAAACGGAUCGGCCAGUUUAUGCACAAGCGGGAGCGCGCCAAGGUCCUGAUGAACCAGAAGGCCACCUCGAUUGCCGACGUCGCGGCCGUGCUGUCCAUCCAGGAUGAGGAGAUCAAGAACGGGUUACUCGAAAAAGAGUACGAGCGUGGGUACCUGGGCCCGGCGGCGCGGAGAAGGCGCCGCGAGGCCCGACUGCGCGAGCAGAAGAUCGCCGAGGCACAUGCUGCGCGCGUGGCGACCAUGGAGAAGAGCCUGGAGGCGCACAUCACCGAUCAGAUUGACCGCUACCCGCAGCAGCCCGACCAGAUAAAGAUCCUCUGGCAGGAUGUCCACGACGCGAACUACGCCGAGUCUUGGCCUGACCGCGUCGAGCACGGUGAAUUGGCCGCGCGCCGAGGCUUCAUCAUGGGCCCUGAGAAAUUCCGCCGCGGAUCUACCAAUGUCGCCGCCAAGGCCGAGGCCGAGUUCCAGGCGGAGCAAAAAAGGAGUAGAGGGCUCUUGAUGUCUGCAUAG